Molecule: messenger RNA, 526 nt
Organism: Hermetia illucens (black soldier fly)
Lineage: Eukaryota; Metazoa; Arthropoda; Insecta; Diptera; Stratiomyidae
Product: A-kinase anchor protein 14-like
Exons: 3
Coding region: 148-438 (96 amino acids)
Source: RefSeq, a predicted model, not a curated record
UUUAGUACAAGCCGCCCGGUGUUCAUAAUGUCUUAAUGGUAUAAAAGCUCUGUUGGAUGUAGAGAUCAGCAUCAGUUAGUAUCUGAAGUAAUUCAGUCAUAGCUUUAUCUCAACCUUAAAUCCAAACAACCAAAAAACUCAUUCAACAUGUUCAAAUUGAUUGCUCUCGCCUGCAUCUUCGCUGUUGCCGCUGCUGCUCCAGGAGGAGUUGUUGUUGCUCCAGUAGCACAUGUUGCCCAUGUUGCAACCCCAGUUGCUGUUAGCCAUUCAUCCAGCCAUGUAGUCCACAGUGCACCCCUUGUAAAAACUGUUGUUGCUGCCCCAGUAGUCAGGACUGUUGUACCAGUAGCCCAUGCAGUUCCAGUAGCUCAUGCUGUUCCAGUUGUCGCCCAUCACGCCGCUGUUGUCCCAGCUCACCCAGUCCUUGUCCAUCAUUAAGCAAGGAUGAAUUAGGAUUUUUUAUUAUUUUUUUUGAAGAUUUUUGUAAAAAGAUUUGUUGUUUAGUAAAAACAAAUUUCAACUUAAA